GGGGAGUGCCAGCAGGCGCCAUUUUGUGUGGUUCGUGAAAAGCCAACCCGGGAGACGGAGGCAGCCCCGAAGAGCUGCCAGUGUCGCCGGUCGGCGAGGAAGGCGCCGGCGGGGGGAAUAUAUAAAAGAACUAAAGAUGUGGGAUCAAGGUGGGCAACCUUGGCAACAGUGGCCUUUGAAUCAACAGCAAUGGAUGCAGUCAUUUCAGCACCAGCAAGAUCCAAGCCAAAUUGACUGGGCUGCAUUAGCUCAAGCAUGGAUUGCGCAGCGAGAAGCAUCGGGGCAACAGAGUGUGGUGGAACAGCAAGGGUUGAUGCCAAAUGGCCAGGAGAUGUCUGGAAUGGAACCUGGCCCAAACAACCAUGGUAACUUCCAGGGCGAUCCAAACUUCAACAGAAUGUGGCAACCAGAAUGGAGCAUGCCACACCAGCCCCCUCAUCCGCCUCCAGAUCAGCCAUGGAUUCCUCCAGCCCCAGGCCCGAUGGAUAUUGUUCCUCCAUCUGAAGACAGUAACAGUCAGGACAGUGGGGAAUUUGCCCCUGACAACAGGCAUAUAUUUAACCAGAAUAAUCACAACUUUGGGGGACCACCACCUGAUAAUUUUUCAAUGGGGCCAGUGAACCAGUUUGACUAUCAGCAUGGGACCACUUUUGGUCCACCUCAAGGUGGGUUUCAUCCACCUUACUGGCAGCCUGGACCACCGGGUCCUCCAGGGCCUCCAGCGCCUCCUGCUCCUCCCCAAAACCGAAGGGAAAGGCCAGCGUUCAGAGAUCGCCAGCGUUCGCCUAUCACGUUGCCUGUGAAACAGGAGCCGCCUCAAAUUGAUGCUGUUAAACGCCGAACUCUACCUGCUUGGAUUCGGGAGGGACUAGAGAAGAUGGAAAGAGAAAAACAGAAGAAGCUUGAGAAAGAGAGGAUGGAACAGCAGCGUUCUCAACUGUCUAAAAAGGAAAAGAAGGAACGUGUGGAACCAGGAGAAGAAGAUGGGCCUCGAUUACCACAGAAAAGUAAAUUUGAUAGUGAUGAUGAAGAUGACGAUCUUGAUAAUGUAGAGGCUACAAGUAGUGGAAAAGUCAGCCGAAGUCCCUCCCCAGCUCCUCCAGAGGAGCAAAGUGAACCAGAAAUGACAGAGGAAGAAAAGGAGUAUCAUAUGAUGUUGCUGACAAAAAUGCUGCUGACAGAAAUUCUUCUAGAUGUCACAAAUGAAGAAAUUUAUUACGUGGCUAAAGAUGUCCACCGUAAAGCAAUAAAAGCUCCUGCAAAACAGCUGGCACAGUCCAGUGCAUUGGCUUCCCUCACUGGACUUGGUGGACUGGGUGGUUAUGGAUCAGGAGACAGUGACGAUGAGAGGAGCGACAGAGGCUCUGAGUCAUCCGAUACUGAUGAUGAGGAACUGCGACACAGAAUCAGGCAAAAACAAGAAGCAUUUUGGAGGAAGGAGAGAGAACAGCAACUAUUGCUAGAGAAACAGCUGGAAGAAGAAAAACUCCAAAAUGAGAAAAUUGCAAAAGAGAUGAGUGAACUCGCCAGUAAAGAGCAAAACAGCAAUUCACCACCAGAGGAUGCAAAAGAAGUAGAGGAGGAGGAUGUGUCUAAUGAAAAGAAAAAAUCUCCAAAGGAAAUGACACCAGAUAUCGAACCAAAAAAAGAGGUUAAAGAAAAAGACAGAACAGGCAGAAGUAGGACAAAAAGUUCUAGCAGUGGUAGCUCAAGCGCUAAUAGCAGAAGCAGCAGCAGUAGUAGCAGCAGCACAGCUUCUAGUUCAUCCUAUAGUAGUAGCUCUGGCAGCAGUCGCAGCUCUUCACAUUCUUCCUCUCCUAAAAGGAAAAAGAGACGUAGUCGCAGCAGGUCACCCUCACAUAAAGUUAGGCGUAGCAGAAGCAGAAGCUAUUCACACAGAAACAGGAGAGAAAGGAGUAGGAGUAGGGGCAAGGUAAGAGAAAGGCGGAGGUCUAGUAGACACAGGAGUGUAGAAAGAGGGGAGAGGAAACGAAAUCGUAGUCCUUCCCAUGACCGAAACUGGGAGAGGCGUAGAAGUGAUAGCCACUCAAGGGAUAGACUUGCUAGCCAUUCCACUCGCAGUGGCAGUCGAGAUAGACGUAAAAGUGAGGACCAGCGUAGAAGUGUAAGUGGAAACAGGCACAAACAUAGUCAUGAUAGUAAAGUUCAGGAAAGGAAAAAGGACCGCAGCAGGAGCAUAGAAAAAGAUAAGAAAAAGAACAGAGAGAGGGAAAGAGACCAGGAGAAGCGUAAAGAGAAACAGAGAAAAGACGAAAAAGACAGUAAAGCUGGCAAUCAUGAUGAGAGGUUAAAGAGAAAAAGAGAUAGUGAAAGAACUCUCUCUCGCAGUGAUUCAGUAUCUUCAAAAAUGUUAGGGCAUGAUUCUAGGCAGGAAGGCAAGAGACGUUCUACCAAAGAUAGCAAAAAGCAUUCAGGUUCGGAAUCUAGCACAAGAAGCAGUUCUGAGUCACCAGGCAGCAGCAAAGAAAAGAAGCCUAAGAAAUCAAAGCAUAGUCGGUCGCGGUCCAUGGAGAAAUCUCAAAGGUCUGGUAAGAAGGCAAGCCGCAAACACAAGUCUAAGUCACGAUCAAGAUCAAUGACUCCUCCUCGUCGUAAACGCUGAGGAAUGAUAUGGCACUAGUCAUACGAUUUAAAAAUUCCAUGAGUUUUUAAGGGCUUGUCUCAUUAUAGAGGCUCAUUAUAGAGGCUACAAUUGUGGCUGUGUAGGUGAAAGCUGAACCCCUUUUUAAAAAAAAUAUCUGUAAAUAGCUGUAUUUUUUGGAAACGCUGCUCAGAGUUAAGUACUUGCUAGGAUUUCUUUGUAUUUACAUUUUUUCAAAACAGUAGUGCUUACUAAGACUAUAAAAUAUGCCAUUCUCUUUCAGCUGUAAUGUUCUUAAAAUUGCUAUUGAAUGUACUGUGAUGUCAAUAAAGUUCUUUAGUUCAUUUUUGUUUAAA
Messenger RNA from Elgaria multicarinata webbii, 2958 nucleotides. It is a transcript of the gene PNISR, whose product is annotated as PNN interacting serine and arginine rich protein. The record is from RefSeq and is a predicted model, not a curated record. Gene Ontology annotation, cellular component: presynaptic active zone; nuclear speck. Lineage: Eukaryota; Metazoa; Chordata; Lepidosauria; Squamata; Anguidae. Bases 137 to 2623 code for a protein of 828 amino acids. The transcript is spliced from 12 exons. Gene Ontology annotation, molecular function: RNA binding.